UAGUUUUAUACUUUGGUCCCGCUCUCUCUGACAAAGCCCGUUUCUAGUCCUAGGGUUUAGUCUCAGGGCUUCCCUCCAAACGCAUCGAGCUACGGUUUUUUGCGACUCACUCUCCCUCACCGUUUCUUCGCAACCUAAAGGAUUGGGAUUUGGGAUCUGAAAAGAUGGGAAAAAAGAGUAAAUCAAAAGCUCCCAGAGAGGUGAAAGAUGAUACAGUUGUAGAAGAGGAAAAGCCGCCAUCUUCGGUGAAAAAGCCUACUUCUGAGGUUGAUGAAACAUCUGCAAAAAAGAGGAAGAAACCCGAAACUGAGAAGGGCGAGAAGUCUCCGUCUUCCGCGAAGAAGCCCGCUUCUGAGAUUGAUGAUAUAUUUGCAGCGAAAAAGAAGAAAAUCGGGACUGGAAAGGCUACAAAACCAAAAGAAAACGCGACUGAAAAACCCCACAAGCUCAAGACAAAGAAGAUGGAUAAAGGGAUUAGAGAUGGCGGAUUUGGGGACCUGUCUUCUCAGACGAAAAAGAGAACACAGGAUGGUCUUGCUGUUUAUACAGAAGAUGAGUUGGGAAUUAACAAUGCAGAUGCCGGAAACACCCCGCUCUGUCCGUUUGAUUGUUCUUGUUGCUUUUGAGAUGCCUGCAAAAUCCUAGAGACUUUCUAGUCUUAAAGAUUUUCUUUUUCAAUUUGAGUAUGGCGAGUGUGGUUUUCGGCAUUUGUUGUAAUGUACACCAGAACCUGAUUAAAUGAAUCAUGAUCGUGUUCUGUUAGCCUCAUCUUAUAAAUUUGUAUCCUUCUACAACGAGUUUCUCAGUUUUAAUGCCAAUGAAAUGAAAGAGGAUGUUUUGCUGCAGCUGCACUUCCCUUUUGUCUGCAGCAGACUCGA
Malus domestica (apple) is the source of this 878-nucleotide messenger RNA. RefSeq lists its product as uncharacterized. NCBI's taxonomy places the organism in Eukaryota, Viridiplantae, Streptophyta, Magnoliopsida, Rosales, Rosaceae. The record is from RefSeq and is a predicted model, not a curated record.